Xiphias gladius (swordfish) is the source of this 2106-nucleotide messenger RNA. It is a transcript of the gene utp18, whose product is annotated as UTP18 small subunit processome component. Gene Ontology annotation, biological process: rRNA processing. Lineage: Eukaryota; Metazoa; Chordata; Actinopteri; Istiophoriformes; Xiphiidae. Bases 215 to 1804 code for a protein of 529 amino acids. Gene Ontology annotation, cellular component: small-subunit processome; Pwp2p-containing subcomplex of 90S preribosome. The transcript has 13 exons. Gene Ontology annotation, molecular function: protein binding. The record is from RefSeq and is a predicted model, not a curated record.
GGCAGACUUCUGUUUCCUGGUUCAGGGGUCACCUUUCCCGGAAGCACGUGAUUAAACGGGGAGGAAAAGAAAACAGUGGGUCUCACAUGUGCGAGCGUCAACCAUUGCGUGCUCCUAUAAAAAACUAAAAAUACUGUGCUCCACAUGUUGCUAAGGUUGGUUAUAAAGUCAUAGUUUUCUCUUAGGAAUUUGGUUUAGCUGGUAGUUGAAAAACAUGGAGGACAUGAACGUUAUCAAGCUACCGGUGACGGAGGAGAGAAGACCGGCCAAGAAGAGAGCACGACCGCCGAAGUUUGACCCAGAAGAAGAAGAAAAAAAACGGCAGAAAAACGUGAAGAGUCUGGCGGUGCUGGGAGAGAAGGACAGCUCGGUGAAACUGCUGGAGGAGCUGGUGUUCGGAGCGGAGGACGAGCUGGUGGAGAGACUCGUGGAGCAGGGGGAUGAGGAGCCGACUGAAACUCUGUUGGUGGAGGACAAAGACGAGGAGUCCGCUGAAUCCGAAGACGAGGACGAGGCUCGUGUGCAGCUCCAGCCGACCAGAAAGGCCGCCUGGGUGGACGAGGAUGACGAGCUGGAGGAAGUGGUGGACAUGAAGCACCGUUACCGCAGAGACCUGAUCCGGGGCGAGGCCGAGUCCACCAUGUCCAAACAGAAACUACGGCAGAGGAUGAGGGAGCAGUUUCAGAAGUCGAUGGGAGGAACUCCGUCCUGGGCAGAGAGCAGCGUCAAGAGGAGGACAGCUGCCGAUGAUGACGAUGAGGAGGAGGAGGAGGAGGACGACCUGCUGAGGAGGACGGGGAACUUUGUGGCGUCUUCAGACAGUCUGCCCAGCGGCGUCCUGAGGAUGAAGAAGUGUCUUCACGCCAACAGCGCUCGUCCGUCAGAGGACAGACUGACCACCGUCCAGUUCCACCCCUCCGCUCAGGUGGUCAUGACGGCCGGCCUCGACCAAUCGGUCUCCCUCUUUCAGGUGGACGGGAAGACGAACCCGAAGAUCCAGAGCAUCCACCUGGAGCAGUUCCCGGUCCACACAGCUCGGUUCAGCCGGGACGGGGAGACGGUGAUCGCCACCGGCCUGAAGAACAAGAUGUUCUACCUGUACGACAUGAUGGAGGGCCGCGUCACACCUGUUCACACUGUCAGAGGUCUGAAUGAAGCCAGAGUGAAGGAGUUCUCGGUCUGUCCUGAAGGAGGCGCUCUGCUGCUCACCGGGACCAACGGAUACCUGCACCUGCUCACGCUCAAGACCAAGGAGGUGGUUCGCAGUAUGAAGAUUAACGGUAACGUCAGCGGAGUCGCCUUCUCCCACGACGGCGCCAAAGUCUUUGUCAACUCAGAGGAGGGGGAGGUGUAUGUGUGGGACAUGCGCAGCAGUCGGUGUGUUAACAGGUUUACAGAUGACGGCUGUGUGAAGGGGACGUCCAUCGCCGCCUCGCGUAACGGACAGUACCUGGCCUGCGGCUCUCAGUCGGGCGUGGUCAACGUCUACUCUCAGGAGGCGUGUCUCAACUCGGCCAAUCCCAAGCCUCUGAAAGCGGUGAUGAACCUGCUGACCACGGCGACCUCCCUGACCUUUAACCCCACCUCUGAGAUCCUGGCCAUCGCCUCCAGAGCUGAGGACGAGGCCAUACGGCUGGUCCACCUGCCCAGCCUCAGCGUCUUCUCCAACUUCCCCGUGUCGAAGAGGAAGAUCGUUUAUCGAGCCAGCUGCCUCGACUUCUCCCCACACAGCGGCUUCUUCUCAUUGGCUAACAACAAAGGACAGGCCCCGCUCUUCAGGCUGCUGCACUACAAAGACUUCUGAAGGAGGAACUCUGGCCGACCGGAAAUCUGUUCUAGCCCAUGGUUAGAAACGCUGAGCUGAAACUCCUGCAGAGACUUUUCCAAAUGAUCGAAUCUCGGCCAGGAACGAACUAAAUCUACAAACGGGGGAAAAAGCAUCGAUGGGAACCGGACAGUCAACAGGGCUGAAACAUGAAAAAUCCCUGUGGAGUUCGGCCCGGACGCUGAAGAUGGACGCACCGAUGGGACUGAGAGGUGGUUUCCACAUAAACCCUGUUUUUUAUCAUUUGUAUGAGGUGAUUGUAUAAAAGAACUAAACCAGUU